UAUAAUAAAAAAAAGAAUAUGUAUUAGGUAAUAAUUUUGAAUUUAAUGUAGAAGAGGUCAUAGACAUAGAUAAUACACAUAUUAAUUAUCAGAAGUUACAUAGCAAAAAGUAGUUUUGAUAGACACAAUCAAUCAUCAUUUUCAACUAGGACCGCCACUUAAAUCAAAUGAAUUAAAAGAUAAAUAAAUGAAAAUUUUUAAAGAUGAAAUUUAAUCUAUCUAUAAAUGAUGACAAUGAAUCGCGGUUAUUAUGAUGUUUUCAUGCGAACUUGCGCGAGAAGUCCCGGUAACGUUGCCAUUAGACAAUACGAAUGCGGCAAAUAUCAUACAUAUACUUAUUCAGAAUUAUACGGAGUCUGCGAAUACGUGUCGCAGAACUUGCAACAGUUAAAAUGCAACAAAGGUGUCAUAGCAUUGGUUUCGGAAAAGAAUGCAAUCAUACCUUCGGUUAUAGCAGCGGCACACAAAUGUUGUACCUCUUUUAUAUUUUUGAAUUCUCCUCAAGACAUAGAGAUUAUUACUGGGAAAAUCAAAUUGUCUGCAGUAAUUGUGAUCAACAAAAACAGAGAUAAUGUUCAAUUGGAAUUAUUUGGAAAAGAACCUGACACAACAGCUUCAAUGUUUGAUUUGAAUAUACUCUUCUACAGUUGUGAUACUACUGCUGAAAAUAAUUUUGUAUCUCAACACUCAUUUAUAGCAACAACCUCAGGCAGCACUGGGGAACCUAAGCACAUACAAGUGCCAAUACAAUGCCUACAACCAAACAUUGAUGAUUUAACUAAACUAUUUAGCAUUACCUCAAAAGAUGUUAUCUAUUUUUCAACUCCACUGACCUUUGAUCCAUCUAUGGUUGAAAUAUUACUUGCAUGUACAAAUGGAGCAUCACUUCUUAUUGCACCGGACCUCACAGAAGUAUUAUUUCAUGAGGACAAUGACAAUUCUGUAACAUUCUGGCAGACAACACCAUCAAAAUUUUUUCAACAUUCAAAUGAAAAUAUCAAGAAUAAAAUAUUAUGUGCUAGAUCUACACUCAAAGUGUUGGCUUUAGGAGGGGAACCGCUUAAUGGAAUUAAAAUACUGAAAGAGCUAAAACAUAAGAAUAAUAAAACUAGAAUAUUCACAUUAUAUGGAGUUACAGAGAUGUCAUGUUGGGCAAGUGUAGCAGAACUUGAUCUAAAUAAAGUUACUACAGGAGACAAGGAAGUGCCAUUGGGAAACUGCCUAUCGGAAACAGAAUUAUUUGUUCAACCUCAUGAGAAAAAUAAUACUAUGGGUAAAAUUAUAUUGGCUAGCAAAACAAGAAAGUGUAUUCUUCUUAAUAGAAAGAAUGGAAACAAAGAAGAAAAUAGUAUAAAGUUUAUUGACACAGGUGACAUUGGUGAGAUAAGGAAUGGGACUGUGUUUUAUAGAGGCCGUGUAGAUGACACAAUAAAAAGAUUUGGUCAUAAAAUCAAUUUACAUUCUAUAGAAUCUACUGUGAUACAGUGUCCAAGAGUAAGGGCUUGUUCAUGUGUGUGGCUGCAAACCCCUCUCCUCCUCAUUGUAUACUUCUCAGCUGAAACAUUGAGCAGUCAGGAAUUAUUGGACUUCCUUAAAUGUAAGCUUGAUGAAAAAUACUGGCCAGAUAAGGUGAUCAGAGUGGAUACUUUGCCUACUAAUGCUCAUGGAAAGACUUCUAAAGAAAUCCUAGUCAAUAUCUAUAAAAAAUCAAACAUACUAGAAAAUGUGGAAAAUAUCAAAUCAUAUCUUUUUAAAGAAUUAAAGGCUUUAGUAAAUAAAGAUUUGAAUUAUGAAGAUAUUCAAAGUAAAAGUUUUUUUUCACUUGGUGGUACGUCAUUCCUAGCAGUAACAAUUUGCAAUAAACUUUCAUUAACUUUCCCUGAAGUAGGAAAACAUAUUUUACCACAUUUAUUAUCACAUAAUAAAAGUAUUGGUGAUGUUUUAAAAACUAUUACCCAAGACACAAACUGCUUAGAAAAUAAAUUCAAAAAGAGUAUCAAAAGAAACCGAUCUACAAGCAGCCAUGGUGAAAAUAGCAUAUCUUACAAAAAAGGUGCCGAUGGCAUUAGAAAUUCUAAUACCGUGGAGUUUGUUGUCCAAUGGACUUUCGAUACUGGGAAAUGUGUUGAUGCUUCUCCUGCACUCUAUAAAAGUGAAAGUGUGCUGUAUGUCACCGUCGGGAGCCACUCAGGAAAAAUCGUGGUUAUGAACGCUAACACCGGUUUUAUACAAGGUAUGAUUAAGUUGAAAUCACGAAUUGAAGCUCCGAUCCUGUGUGUGCACGAUGAAUGCGUGACAUCACCUUGCGGCGUUGUUGGCACAUACGAUGGUACUGUGAUCUGCUUUCUUCUCGAAAAUUGCUCAGUAAUAUGGCAAAUCAAUGUUGGUUCCAUGAUUAAAAGUAAAGCAACAUACUGUAAAGGAGUUUUAUACAUUGCAUCAUAUGAUGGUAACAUACGAUGCAUUGACAUCUUGACUAGUACCAUUAAAGAAACAGUACAUGUCUCAGACCAAGCAAUAUCAGCAGAUCUAGUCUUAGCUAAAAAUGAAUUCAUUCUUUUCGGUACACUGUCUGGUGUGUGUGCUUGUCUGCACGUCAAUACCAAGACUAUUAUUUGGCAAGGUUCCUUGAAAGGUCCCAUUUUCGCAUGUCCUGUACUAUAUGAUAAUGACAAGUAUGUAAUUUUUGCUGAAGUAAAUGGAGAAAUACAUUGCAGGACUGUAGAAAAGGGUAUUAAGAUAUGGACAUACAAUGGAGCAAAAGGAAACAUAUUUUCAUCAUUAUGUGUAAAAGAAAUAAAUAAAUUUAAGUGGCAGAUGUACUUUGGAUGUCAUGACAAUAAUGUCUAUAGUGUUAACAUUACAAAUUUUCAACCAAGCUUGCACUGGAAGACAAGAGUUAGUUCCCCUGUUUACUCAACACCAACUAUAUUCAAUAAUAAAUUAAUAUUGGCUGCCUCUACUGAUGGAAAGUUGUGGGUAAUGCAUUCCGAGCUUGGAACAGUAAUUGCACAGUACCAAUUACCAGGAGAAACAUUCUCUUCUCCCAUAAUAUGUGAUGAUCAUGUAUUUAUUGGCUGUAGGAAUGAUCUCUUAUACAGUCUUAAAAUUGAUACAAAAUAAGAUAUAAUUUAUAGCUAUAUAUUAGAU
Messenger RNA from Bombyx mandarina (wild silkworm), 3150 nucleotides. It is a transcript of the gene Aasdh, whose product is annotated as Aminoadipate-semialdehyde dehydrogenase. NCBI's taxonomy places the organism in Eukaryota, Metazoa, Arthropoda, Insecta, Lepidoptera, Bombycidae. Gene Ontology annotation, biological process: amino acid activation for nonribosomal peptide biosynthetic process. The record is from RefSeq and is a predicted model, not a curated record. Gene Ontology annotation, molecular function: protein binding.